Spodoptera littoralis (African cotton leafworm) is the source of this 463-nucleotide messenger RNA. Lineage: Eukaryota; Metazoa; Arthropoda; Insecta; Lepidoptera; Noctuidae. The record is from the annotation of a GenBank genome assembly.
ACGGUUUACAGCAGUCAUUGUAAAACAGUUUGCCAAGUAAAACAGUCUGGCGUCAAAAUUCUAGUACAUAUUUUUGUUCUGUUCUUUGCCCAAUUAUAAAGGCAAAGAUGUUUCGUACUCUAAGUGCCACGUGCAAUUUGUCUAGAAAACUAAACCAUUAUCUUCACACGAGCAAUAUUAUCAGGCACAAUGUAAUUCCGAACUCCGUUCCUAUAAAUGAAAAAUCUACAGAGUCCGAACAGCUUCGUAAUUUACGUCUGGCUAUAACACCAAGCUAUGGUUAUGGUUCUAAUAGUUACGAUGAUGAUGGGGACUCUCUAACUUAUUCAUCUACUCUAGCUGGCGAUCCGAGACAUGUGCAAAUGCGUCAGGAUAUUCGAAAAGAGGUCCUUGAAAAAUGGAAGAGGCCGAAACCAGAUUCGCAGCGAGAAUGGUUGAAAAAUCUGAUGUUUAUCUAAAAUAU